AAUCAUUGCAAAGAUCUUUACUACCUCAGAUUCAGAUUCCAUUUUAUCAACAUCAAUCAUGUCUACUCUAGAACAGCUUCGUCGUCUGACUACCAUUGUUGCAGACACUGGCGAUUUUCAGAUUCUUGAUUCGUUUAAACCACAAGAUGGAACGACCAAUCCUUCGCAUAUUUUGGGCGCAGCAAAGAACCCCAAGUACAAGCACUUAAUUACAGAAGCCGUACGCUAUGGAAUUUCUCGAUCGCAAAAUGCCGAGGAGCAGCUUGAGCAUGCCUUCAUUCGGCUCGUCGUCGGGUUUGGAGUGGAGAUUCUCAAGCACGUACCAGGACGCGUCUCGACGGAAGUUGACGCAAUACAUUCUUUCCACAAGGACAAGACUGUUACCAUGGCAAGAGAAAUCAUAGAGCUCUACGAAAAGCUCGGUGUCUCUCGUGAGCGAGUCCUCAUCAAGAUCGCCUCCACGUGGGAAGGCUUUCACGCCUGCAAGAUCUUGGAGCAAGAGAACAUCCAUUGCAACAUGACAUUGCUCUUCUCGACUGUUCAGGCAAAGCUCGCGGCAGAAGCUGGUGCCACUUUGAUAUCUCCAUUCGUCGGCAGAACCAUGGACUGGUGGCAGAAACAGGUACCGGGCAAAGAUUACUCCGGACUGAAAGAUCCUGGUGUGAAAUUGGUGUCCGACAUCUACAAAUACUACAAGUCCGAGGGAAUCAGCACCGAGAUCAUGGCUGCCAGUCUUCGCAACAUUGACGAGUGUGUACACCUGGCUGGUGUUGAUCUCAUGACCAUCAAUGUCGUUCUUCUCGAGGAGCUGAAGAACGCAGACUAUGCGGUCAAACCACGACUAGAAAAUCAUUCAAACGGACACACCCCGAAAACAAAGUCGCUCCCUCAUUACAUCAAUGACGAGGCUAAAUUCCGGUUGGACUUGUUUGAAGAUGCUGCAGCGACUGACAAAAUCGCGGAAAGUCUUCGGAUAUUCUUCAAAGAUGGAGAGGAGUUGAAACGUAUGCUAGCGCAGGAAAGAGAAGCGCAGAUUAAUUGA
This is a messenger RNA of Aaosphaeria arxii CBS 175.79, 1042 nucleotides long. RefSeq names its product transaldolase. Gene Ontology annotation, molecular function: transaldolase activity. Gene Ontology annotation, biological process: carbohydrate metabolic process; pentose-phosphate shunt. The coding region runs from base 59 to 1042 and encodes 327 amino acids. Gene Ontology annotation, cellular component: intracellular anatomical structure; cytoplasm. The transcript has 2 exons. NCBI's taxonomy places the organism in Eukaryota, Fungi, Ascomycota, Dothideomycetes, Pleosporales. The record is from RefSeq and is a predicted model, not a curated record.